AACACAAUAAUGUGUUUAACCACGUUAACGAGGCGUUAUGAUAUGGUUGCAAGAUAUGAGUUCAUAAGUUUAUGUUAUCGCCAACAAAAUGGAACAUACAUUAUACACUAACUGGGUAGCAAAAUUUGCAUGGGCAUUUGCGCUGCACGAAUGAUAUACAAGAUCAUCUGAAACUGUACACGAUAAAAUACUAACAAAAAGUUGUGACUCGCUGAUGUUGUAUGAACACUAAACCAGAAUUACAAAUUAAAUAAUAUUUUUUUUUACCGAUAAUAACUGUAAAAGGUCAAUCGUAUCAAUGGCAAACACACCGAAAGAAGAAUUGUCAAACACUAUCGUAAUAGCAGAAACACUAACAUAUACUAGCAAUGUAUUAGAAAGAAUGUUAAAAGAUGUUGGAAAAACACACCCAGAUGAAGAAAGACGUGUAAACGAAGAAGCGACUCCACGUGAUCCUCGUUUUGGGCCAGCGACCAAGAUAGAAUUAGACGUGGUCAAUCCUAAGCAGCACAUUGGACUGUUUGGUGCGGUGACAUUCGGCAUUGGAAGCAUGAUCGGUUCUGGUAUCUUCAUUUCUCCAAAGGCAUCAUUAGCUUUUGCCGGAUCGCAAGGUAUGAGCCUGGUUAUAUGGUCUCUCUGCGGCCUGAUUGCCUUUAUGAUGGGGCUUGUCUACGCCGAGCUGGGAACCAUCAUACCGCGUUCCGGUGGAGACUUUGUCUACAUCCGCAAAGGAUUCGGACCAGUUCCGGCUUUUCUUGCUGUGUGGGUCAUACCUUUAUUCGUGCAAACUUCAUCAACAGCGGUCUUAGCACUGGUGUUUGCGGACUAUUUAUUACCUUUAGUUUAUGGCUCAUGCCCUCCUCCGAAUGUUCUUAGGAAACUAAUAGGCGCGUUGUUAAUAAUAACAAUUGCAAUAUCAAACAUCGUCAGCCCAAAGUUUGGUGUCUUUGUCCAGAUGAUUAGCACUGUUGCUAAAACGCUCGCACUGAUUAUCAUUGCCAUAACAGGAAUUGUUUUCAUAUUAAAAGGUCGAACUGAGAAUUUAACAAAUGCGUUUGAUGGUUCGGCUUCAGAAGUGACAUCUUAUUCACUAGCAAUUUAUAGCUGCGCCUUUGCUUACUCUGGAUACAUCCGCAUCGGUGAAAUAGCUGAUGAAAUCAUCAAUCCACAAAAGAAUAUUCCACGCGCGCUUAUGAUUUCUAUAACAUUGGUGACUGUGAUUUACGUCGUUGUCAAUACAUCAUACUUUGUCCUUUUGCCCAAGCCAGAAUUUUUAGGAUCGCCCGCUGUUGCCUAUGAUUGGGCUUUAAAGUGUAUUCCAUCCGUUGCUAUAUUCGUACCUAUCAGUGUCAUGAUUUCCGUCUACGGAUCAAAUAAUGGCGGAUGUUUUGGAUCAGCUAGAGUCAUGUUUGCGGCCGCCAGAGCGGAACUAUACCCCGAAGCUAUUUCUUUUCUCCAUGCUAAAGAUUCUACCCCAAUCAUAUCCUUAGUUUUAUUUCACAUAAUUUGCAUAAUAAUGUUGAUACCCGGUGAUAUUCAACAGCUUAUUAACUUCCUUAGCUUUAUGAGGUCCUUUGUUACACUUUUGUCGUCUCUUUCACUUUUGCGCCUCAAGUGGUUAUCGAGAAAGGAACCUAAGAAAACAGGAUUUCGUACAAACAUCAUUUUCCCGAUCGUAACAAGUUUAAUUGCAGUGUUUCUCAUAGUCGCACCAUUUAUUAAUUCUCCCAGAAUCGAAUUUCUGUAUAGCGCAGCUUUCGUGUUUGGUGGAUAUUUUCUCUACUUUCCAUUCGUUCAUUUUGACUGGAAGCUACCAGGAACAGACAGAAUUACGGUAUUCCUGCAAUUGUUAUGUAAUAGUUGCCCGACUGAGAAAAUCGACUAGAUAUAUAUUUAAUCAGAAGAUAUACGCAAAAUUAUAAGAUGUAUCAUUCGUACUUUACAAUUCAGUAGCGACAUAGGACAAAUAAAUCAUACGCAAAACAGGUGAAAAAAUGCCAAUAUAUACAUGUUGUUCAUUGACGUAACAUUUUUAUUACCGUGUAUGCUUUGAUAAGGGUUAUUGAGUCAAUUUGUUAUAUAUCAAGGUGUUUAAUGUAUCUUAUUUACAUUGGCAUGCAUUUUUCCACUUCCUGUUUGAAUGCAGAUUGGUUGCUAAUCAAUGAUAUAGGGGAUUACAGAGCAUAUGGGUAUGGGUAUCAUUUAAUAAGAGACAUACACCAAUUUUAUUUCUCUGACUCAAACUGAUAGCGAAUAAUUGUUUUUCUUAGUACCGUAUGUUGUGAUAUCUGUAACGAAUUGGGACGGGAAAAUCAAUUCCGCUGGUUAGUGCUGUUGCUGAAAACACAUCACGAAAACGCUUGUUUAGAACUGGAUUAUGGGGAGAGUCUGACAAUUAUCAAUACAAAUUAGCAAGGGCUUGCUUUGAGAGCAGUAUAUCAUUUAUCUAUGGCCUUAGAUGUCACGUUGAUAUAUGGUCAAUUAUAAGGGUUUUUAACCCGCCUGUUCAUGUCUGAGAUGUAACGAUAAUAUGUAAAUAGAGGUUACGUUAUGCGAAGUACUGUACUGUAAGUUUUUUUGUAUAUAUGUGAGAUGUUGAGGUCCGCUUUUAUCAUCUCGCUAUAAGAUUCAUAUGAAUAUACUGUGGCAUAUAUUACAAAGUCAUGCUUGAAUGUUGUAUUUAGUAUAUAUAGUUACAUGUAAAUACGUUAAUGAUUGUUCAUUCGCACUAAAUGCAUUUUUUGUCUAUAAUUAAUUUGCUAGAGUUUUCGUUGAUAUAAUUCGUUGCAUGUGAAUUCACUUUUCUCGUUAAGUUCGUUGUCUUAUGCGCGAAAUGCAAUGGUUCAUAACACUUACAUUAUGUCUUAAAUCGAAAUUUUAAUUAAAUAAAAUAUUAUUAUUCCUGUAGUACAAAUAUAUUUAUUCGUGUAGUACAAGACGGACAUGCAAAUAUACAUACGAUUACAUUUA
Messenger RNA from Dreissena polymorpha, 2970 nucleotides. RefSeq names its product b(0,+)-type amino acid transporter 1-like. Gene Ontology annotation, biological process: amino acid transmembrane transport. Gene Ontology annotation, molecular function: L-amino acid transmembrane transporter activity. Gene Ontology annotation, cellular component: membrane. The transcript has 2 exons. The record is from RefSeq and is a predicted model, not a curated record. Bases 299 to 1885 code for a protein of 528 amino acids. NCBI's taxonomy places the organism in Eukaryota, Metazoa, Mollusca, Bivalvia, Myida, Dreissenidae.